Penicillium canescens is the source of this 4485-nucleotide messenger RNA. RefSeq lists its product as uncharacterized. Gene Ontology annotation, biological process: transmembrane transport. The record is from RefSeq and is a predicted model, not a curated record. Gene Ontology annotation, cellular component: membrane. Lineage: Eukaryota; Fungi; Ascomycota; Eurotiomycetes; Eurotiales; Aspergillaceae. Gene Ontology annotation, molecular function: ATP hydrolysis activity; ATP binding; ABC-type transporter activity. The transcript is spliced from 2 exons. Bases 1 to 4485 code for a protein of 1494 amino acids.
AUGUCCAAAUUGCUCCCCAUUCUCUAUUUUGCAACAACUGCCAUUAUUCUCGCCCUCAGUGUACCGGUCAUUCAGAAAAAGCUUGGAUGGAGUUUUUCCGCUCGGCCAAGGGACUACGAUCAACUCCCGAGCACACGUUACCAAGAUGAGGACGGAGAGGGGAGGAACGACUUUCAGCAACAGGAAAAAACAUCCUUGAUCACUAGAAGAUUUGUGAUAUUCUCGGCGACCGCUCAUAUUAUACUGGCAACACUGAAACCAUGGACCUUCUUGGCACAAGUCCAGCCUUCACUUGUUCGGGAUGGACUAGCCCUCCUCAAUGGUUUAGCUCUGUUAAUCCAAGCCCUGUCAGUGUACGCGGAGCCUAAGAUAACUUAUCGAUAUCGUCUUGGACUUAGAGGAGCCUGGAGCUGGCUGAUGACAGGACUCUUCUGCCUUGCGAGCAUAGUUGAGGGGUAUGAUCAUGAUGAAAUCUCUAUAAAAGAUUGGGUGUAUUGGGUCUGUUCGACUCUGGUGAUAAUUUCAGGACUUGGGGCGAACUUCUCUUUCCCGCGACGGCCUCAAAUAUUUCGAGAUUCGAAAUCAGUCGACGGACAAUUUACAACCAGUUUUUUGGGUCGAAUGACAUUUUCCUGGGCCAGGGAUGUGACGUAUAUUGUGAAGAGCGAGGGAAAUAAGUUUGCCAUUGAUGCCCUACCAGCAAUGUCCAACCAAGCGCGCGCAGAGACCCUGCAAUACCAUUUCAAACAAUCUCGAUCCACCGGCGUUUCACUCUGGAGAAUACUUAUUUACCUCCACCGUGGCGUCCUCGUACGACAAAUGAGCCUGACGGUCGUUGUUUGCUUCCUCAGCAUUGUGCCUUCACUUGCUCUCUUCGAGAUUCUGCAGAAUUUGGAAAGGAGAACAGAUGACUCCCCUAAUACUAGAUUGUGGAUGAAUGUGGCCCUUCUAGCACUUGGAGUUCUGUUGUCUUCUACUCUUGACACUUGGAAAAAUUGGUUCUCAUUCAAUUGUCUGUUCCUGCGAACGUUUGAGCAGCUAUCUUUAGCCGUGUUUGAGAAGUCGAUGCAUCUUCCCACUACGUGUACUUUUUCCGACCCUGGUGUUGCUGAGCAAGGCGCAGGAAACUGCCUGAAUCUACUCGCGGUGGACGCCAAGUAUGUUGCCGAUUGCUUUUGUUUCAGUUAUGUGCUGUAUAAAACACCGCUGCAGCUGGUCAUCUCUGGUAUCUAUCUGACGCAAUUGCUGGGAUGGCAAAGUCUCGUAGCCGGUGGCUUGGUUCUGGCGUUGAUGACCCCUGUCAAUGUACAUGCAGCUCGGAAGUACACCUCAUCUCAACAAAGCCUGAUGUUGGCCCGAGACCGCAAAAUGGAAGUGCUAAGCGAAGUAUUGCAUUUAAUUCGCCAGAUCAAAUUUUUAGCUGAAGAGACUCGAUGGGAAGGCAUCAUUUCACAGAGAAGGGAAGAGGAACUUCUUGCGCAGUGGUCAGUGUUUCUCAGGUUCAUUUUGCAGUUAGCCGUCUAUUUGACCACCCCUGUGGUCUUAUCAGUCGUCUGUCUGGGGACUCACGUGCUGGUCAACGGGACCUUGUCUGCUCCUACUGCGUUUUCCGCCAUUGCAGUUCUCAACUCCAUCGAGAUUGUCAUGUACGCCUUGCCAGAUUGUGUGGCACGGAUGGCUACAGGCCGGAACAGCAUGAAACGCAUCGAGAAACAUUUGGAGUCCCGUGAGAAUAAUCCCCGCGCAGAUUCAGCCACAACGGUUGAAUUCUCCAACGCCACUCUGGGCUGGACUAGUGCCUACUCCGGACAAGCAGUUAAUCCUAUUCUCCACGGAGUCACUUUGAGUUUCCCUCCAUCAAAACUCAGCCUGGUGACUGGACCUACUGGAUGUGGCAAGAGCCUCCUUCUUGCAUCCAUCCUGGGAGAGUCCACGUUACUUGAGGGUAUUGUACGUGGCCCUAGGGACGGGAAGUAUGCUUAUGUUGCGCAAGUCCCCUGGUUAGAAAAUGCCUCAAUACGGAACAAUAUUUUAUUUGGCAACUCGCUGGACAUCGGAAGGUAUAACGAGGUUCUUUUUGCAUGUGCUCUUCACCAAGAUUUCUCUUUGCUCCCAGACAGAGAUGCAACAGAAGUCGGUCCAAAUGGGGUCAACCUGAGCGGAGGGCAAAAGCUGCGGCUCUCUCUUGCUCGUGCCCUUUACUCCCCAGCCAAUAUACUAAUCAUGGACGACAUAUUCAGUGCCGUUGACGUACACACCGCAAGUCAUUUAUAUACUCAUGCACUCACAGGGCCCCUCGCUCAGGACCGGACCCGUAUUCUCGUCACACAUCAUAUUUCUCUUUGUCUUCCGCGAACUGACUACAUGGUGUCUUUGAAAGAUGGCUUAGUAAAGUACGCAGGUCCAAUACUUGGUUUGGCUACAAGCAUGAAAGAAGACAAUGAGACAAGCAAAUUUACUCUUUCAGCGGAAGAUGGUGAACCUGAGAUAGAAAAGACGUCAGGCGAUCUGCACGCCAAGGCUCAGACACCCGACAGCUCACCCUCAAGAUUCGUGGAAGAUGAAGAACGACCAGAGGGCUCAGUGAGCUGGGUAGUUUGGAAAUCCUACCUCACAAUAAGCGGCAGUAUUUGCCCCUGGAUGUGGGUGAUGGUCACUUUUGGUGGAUACAGCGUGCUGUUGACGGCGAGGGCAUGGUGGCUACACGUAUGGAGUGAGCAUGAGACAGGUACCUCUUGCAAUGCAAAAGAGUCAACGAGGUGCCUAGACAGCCAUCUGCUCUUCUACCUAGGAGUGUAUGUUGGCUUGGGGACUUUUGCCUGUCUAAUCGGUACGGCUCGGAGUUAUCUUGCUCUAAAGGCCUCUCUGCUUGUGGCAAAGAAAUUAUUCGCUGGUUUGCUGCAUACCAUUCUUCAUACACCUCUCCGCUGGCUAGAUGUUGUCCCGCCGGGUCGUAUCAUGAAUCGUUUCAUUGUGGACAACCUGAUAGUGGACUCUCUACUAGGAGAUGAUAUUCAAUCUAUCCUUGCGAACGCUUUUGACAUGGCUUUGGCUAUUCUAGCCGGCAGUAUUGUAAGCCCUUGGCUCAUAAUACCAGCUGUCAUUCUCUGCAUCAUCUGUGUAAGCUAUGGUCGGAUCUAUCUCAAUACCGCGCGAGAGAUUCGAAGGCUCGAAAGCGUUUCAAAAAGCUCCAUAUUUGAGCAAGUCAGAUCUGCCCUCUCUGGGCUCUUGACAAUUCGCGCUGAAGGAAAGACACCAUUAUAUGUCAACAAAGUUACAGAGGAGAUCGAUAAAUACGCUCGGGCACACUGGCAGCUCUGGCUAUUCAACUGCUGGCUUGCUUUCCGCAUGGACGUCUUGGGCGCUAUAUUUGCCAUGGUUGCGAGUAUAUUAGUCGUUUCAACCCCUUCGGUGAACGCUUCGCUGGCUGGCUUUGCCAUAAGCUUUGCACUGAAAAUGGCCCAAUCCAUGUCGCUGACUGUCCGCCGCUAUGCAACUCUUGAACUCAGCAUGAACAGCGUGGAGCGCAUCCUGGAGUACUCAGAUGUACCCACCGAGCCCACUCACAGUGGAGACAGCGUACCUCCUAUCUGGCCCAGCCAUGGGUGCAUCCAAGUCUCGAAUCUCUCAGUGCGCUAUGCUCCUGAUCUUCCUCCGGCUCUCCACGACAUUAGUUUCACCAUAAACCCGGCGGAACGAAUAGGUGUGGUGGGACGUACGGGGUCUGGGAAAUCGUCGCUUAUUCUAGCUCUGUUUCGCUUUCUCGAAGCCAACGAGGGCAGCAUUGUUAUCGAUGGUCUUGAUAUAUCAAUGCUCAAGUUACAACAGCUUCGUGCACGACUAGCGAUCGUUCCACAGCAUCCAGCCAUUUUCUCAGGAACGGUGCGCACCAAUCUCGACCCUCUUGGACGGCGGUCAGACGAAGAGCUUCUGGCAGCGUUACGGGAUGUGCAGUGGAAUGAGGACCUAUCUAUCCACUCCAGCAGCCCAGGCAAGGAUGGCAGGUUAGGACCAGACAGUGAAUGUCAGACUUCUGAUGAUACAGACGAGUCAUCUGGCCUUUUGAUCCCAAUGCAGCAUGUAACCUCCGCACAGCACCCAACUACUCCUUACUGCGUACUCGACUAUCCUAUUGCAGUGGAUGGCCAAAAUCUUUCCCAAGGUCGACGGCAACUGCUGUGUCUGGCUCGCGCCAUUACGCAGCGACCAAAACUUCUGGUCCUUGAUGAGGCCACAUCUGGAAUUGAUCAGCCCACCGAUAGCAAGAUUCAAGCGUCUAUCCGUCGUAUCUCUCAGUUCAACUCCAUGAGCCUUUUGGUGGUGGCUCAUCGACUGAGCACCGUCAUUGACUUUGACCGUAUCCUUGUUUUGAGUGAUGGACGUGCUGCAGAGUUCGGCAGUCCCCAAGAGCUCAUGCAACGACCCGCCGGCCUUUUCCGGGCCAUGAUGGAAUCCGAUGGAGAACAAUCCAAACUGUCUCAAUGA